UGCGCAUGCGUGUCGCGGAUGCAUUAACAAGCUAGCAGAAGCAUAACUUAAAAUCAUGUCUGAGAAAGGAGAAGUGGAUUUAACUGGUGCCAAGCAGAACACGGGUGUGUGGCUUGUAAAGGUGCCUAAAUACCUUUCUCAGCAAUGGGCAAAAGCGACUGGCAGAGGCGAGGUCGGGAAACUCCGCAUCUGCAAGAAAGGAAACCAAGGAAAAGCAGAGGUGUCUUUCACUUUGAACGAAGAGCUGACUGUGAUUGAGGGUGUAGAAGAUAAGACAGUGUCUGCGCCCCGCGAGCACCCAUUCACCAUGCAGUCAGUGGGAGGUCAGACAUUGGCGGUCUUCACCGAGACUUCAUCAGGCCAGUCAGAAGAGCGAUCUGAUGGCAGCAGCUCAGGUUCGGGGGCGGGGGCAGGUCCAGAUAAAAUAGCCUUGGAGGGAGUUGUAGUGCAGAGAGCAGAGUGCAGACCUGCUGUCAGUGAAAGCUAUAUGAGGCUGAAGAGGUUACAAAUUGAAGAGUUGUCCAAGCCAGUCAGGCUGUCACAACAGUUGAAGAAUCCUGUCACCAACAACUACAAACCUGUGGCCAACCAUACUUACAAUCUUGAGUAUGAGAGGAAAAAGAAGGAGGAGGGCAAGAGAGCAAGAGCUGACAAACAGCAGGUGCUGGACAUGUUGUUUUCUGCUUUUGAGAAGCACCAGUACUACAACAUCAAAGACCUGGUGGAUAUCACCAAACAGCCUGUGAUUUACUUGAAGGAAAUCUUGCGUGAUAUUGGCAUCUACAAUGUGAAGGGAACACACAAGAAUACCUGGGAGCUCAAGCCCGAAUACAGACAUUACCAAGGCGAGGAUAAGACUGACGAAUAGCUCCUGACCUUCCCAAGGCUGAUACACCACCUCUUCAUUUGAUGGGGGUCCCUCCUGUAACAGGCCUUGGUUGGAUGUGGGAGUUUUGAUUUCCUUGCAUCAGGUCUGGAAAAAGAACAUGCUGGAGGAUGAGGUUAACAGAUGGAUUUGUUUUAUCCUUGUAGGGAAAAUUUUAAGUUGUACCCAAGUGUGCAUCAUUUCCCUUGCAACUCCAGCACAAAAUCAAGGAAAAUCCCCCUGUAAUUGAAUUAGUUCUAUCCAGAGGAACAGGAUGUAGCAUUUUAGGAAGCAGAUGAUGCCUUUACAAGCUGUUGUCACUGAUCAACAUUCUGAUAGUAUACAGAGGUAAGGGGGUUUAAAGCUCACAAGGAUGGAUGUGACAGUUGGCUUUCACCACUAAGUUGAUGUGCAGAGGAACUUCCUUGUGAGAAGUCUUUAAAUGACUGUUCCUCCUUAAUACAAUAAGGUCUCUGCAGCAAGACUUGGGAAAAUUUUAGGUUACCGUAGUAACCUUUUGUGCACCUGUUGCAUUAGCCAAUGUAAUUUUUAACAUGUUUUGUUAGAAAUAAAUGUUUCUAAAAUUUGCUAA
This is a messenger RNA of Micropterus dolomieu (smallmouth bass), 1457 nucleotides long. It is a transcript of the gene gtf2f2a, whose product is annotated as general transcription factor IIF, polypeptide 2a. Bases 56 to 868 code for a protein of 270 amino acids. Gene Ontology annotation, biological process: transcription initiation at RNA polymerase II promoter; transcription by RNA polymerase II. Lineage: Eukaryota; Metazoa; Chordata; Actinopteri; Centrarchiformes; Centrarchidae. Gene Ontology annotation, cellular component: transcription factor TFIIF complex. The record is from RefSeq and is a predicted model, not a curated record. The transcript has 9 exons.